CUUCCAUAAAGCUGAAAACAAAGCUCAUAAAGAAUUAUCCCAGGUUGUACCAACAAGCAUCUCUUCGAGGUGGCUUCUGUGCCCUUUGACAUUACCUCAGCACUUCACUAGCUUCAUUGCUUUCUGCAGAAGAGGAGAGUUUGGUGAGACAGGAGAGAGAAAAGAUUGUUGUUGGCAUAAUGUCCCCAAAGAACUGGGAGGCAAUGCGAUCCUGAGUGUAGUGGAGAGGUCAGUUUUCUAGGAAGGAGGAGAAAACCUUCUAAGGCCAGUUUCAAAUCAGUACAAACGAAGACCCCAAGGCCCAGGGGAUGUUGAUGGGUUUACAUGGCGUGCGUCUGACCUCAGCAGGUUUGACGUUGGCCCAGGAAUAUGUUGCAGGUGGUCCACAGACCACACUUUGAGAAAUUGAACUAAUCAAACAAGACAACUUGCUCUUUGUUCCCGAUACACCUUGAACUUUGUGACCUCCAGGCACUGAAUUGGGUCAUGGUGGGAAGGGGAAGAUGACUCAGAAGUGAGCAAGACAGAUUGGGUUCCUGCUUUGAUGGAGCUUGAAGUCUAGCAGGCUUAAGGUUUCUGUGAAUCAGCAGUGCCCCAGAAAGUGUUUCCCUUCCUGAGACUCUGGGGAAGUCUUGGAACGCGAAGAACUUGGAGAGGGAGCCUGGCCAAACAGAGAUUUUCGAGCCUUGGUAGGCUUGCUGAAGCAGAUUUUUAGCACAAACACAAAUCAAAGUCUGUGUGUUCUUAAAAGCAGCAUUUUCAUGAUAGAACUAAGAAAUAUCAAGAUUUAAAACAUAAAUACCUUGGAACGCUCAGGAGAGCAACAUGGGAGACACUGAGGAAAGAACUGAGACUCAUAAAAUAAGAUGUCUUUCCAAGUUGAAGAUGUUUCUGUUGGCAAUAACAUGUGCAUAUGUAGCCAAAACACUAUCUGGAUCUUAUAUGAAUUCCAUGCUCACACAAAUAGAGAGACAAUUCAACAUCCCAACAUCUCUGGUUGGAUUUAUUAAUGGGAGCUUUGAGAUUGGAAAUCUUUUGUUGAUUGUAUUUGUGAGUUAUUUUGGAACCAAACUGCAUAGACCUAUAAUGAUUGGUGUUGGAUGUGUGGUUAUGAGCCUAGGGUGUUUCUUACAAUCACUACCUCAUUUCUUCAUGGACCGAUAUGAAUAUGAAUCUACAGUUUCAGUUUCAGGCAAUUUGUCCUCAAACAGUUUCUUGUGUAUGGAAAAUGGAACCCAGAUUUUCAGACCAACAGAGGAUCCAUCAGAAUGUGUGAAGGAAGUUAAAUCAUUGAUGUGGGUGUAUGUACUAGUAGGAAAUAUCAUACGUGGAAUUGGUGAAACUCCCAUCAUGCCUUUGGGUAUUUCCUACAUAGAAGAUUUUGCCAAAUCUGAAAACUCUCCUUUAUAUAUUGGGUUUAUAGAAACAGGAGCUAUCAUUGGUCCUCUGAUUGGACUUUUGUUAGCAUCAUUUUGUGCAAACGUUUAUGUCGACACUGGAUCUGUGAACACAGAGGACCUGACCAUAACUCCCACUGAUACGCGUUGGGUUGGUGCAUGGUGGUUUGGCUUUCUGGUUUGUGCAGGAGUGAAUCUGCUCACUGCCAUCCCUUUUUUCUUUUUGCCCAAAACGCCUCCAAAGGAAGGACUAACAAAUGAUGCUGAGAUCGUUAAAAACGACCAAGAAGAGAAACAAAAAGAAGUCAAGAAGGAAAAGGAUGGAAUCACUAAGGAUUUUUUACCCUUCUUGAAAAGUCUUUUAUGCAACCCAGUUUACAUGCUGUUCAUACUAAUAAGUGUGAUCCAGUUCAAUGCAUUUGUUAAUAUGAUCUCCUUCAUGCCGAAAUAUCUGGAACAACAAUAUGGAAAAUCAUCUUCGGAUGCAAUCUUUUUAAUUGGUAUUUAUAACUUACCUCCAAUAUGCAUUGGAUAUAUAGUUGGUGGUUUAAUUAUGAAGAAAUUCAAGAUUACUGUCAAACAAGCUGCCCACAUAGGAUGCUGGUUUUCUUUAAUUGAGUAUCUUCUCUAUUACUUGUGUUUUCUCAUGAUCUGUGAUAACUCUCCAGUUGCUGGCAUAACCACCUCUUAUGAAGGAACGCAUCAAGAUUUAUACGUGGAAAAUAUCCUUACUGGCUGCAACAUGGAUUGCAACUGUCCAACUAAAAUAUGGGACCCUGUGUGUGGAGAAAAUGGUUUGUCGUAUAUGUCGGCUUGUCUUGCUGGCUGUGAGACGUCUGUUGGAACAGGAAUAGACAUGGUGUUCCAAAAUUGUAGCUGCAUUGGGACAUCAGGAAAUUCAUCUGCAGUUCUUGGGCUGUGUGACAAAGGACAUGACUGUUCCCUGAUGCUUCAAUACUUUUUAAUCCUAUCCAUGACCAGUAGUUUCAUUUAUUCUUUAUCCGCCAUACCUGGAUAUAUGGUUCUCCUGAGGUGUAUCAAGCCUGAAGAGAAGUCUCUUGGUGUAGGAUUACAUACAUUUUGCACAAGAGUAUUUGCUGGGAUUCCUGCACCUAUAUAUUUUGGAGCUUUAGUGGACUCCACAUGUUUACAUUGGGGAACUUUGAAAUGUGGUGAGUCAGGGGCAUGCAGGAUAUAUGAUUCCACCAACUUCAGGUAUAUUUACCUUGGAUUGCCAGCAGCGCUAAGAGGCUCAAGCUAUAUUCCAGCCUUUUUGAUCUUGGCUAUUUUGAGGAAGCGUCGCCUACCUGGGGAAGAAGCCUCUUCAGGAACUGUGCUUGUAGAGGCGAAGGUUACGGGGAAGGAAAAUGAGUGCAAAGAUAGGCACCAAAAUUCCAAAGUUUCAAAUAAUGAUGAAUGGAAAACUAAACUGUAAGGCUCUAUUUUCUCAUGCUUCUCAGAGUUGGAGAACACACUACAACUUGUCUUUAAAAUCAAUAGAGGUACUACAGGUAACUUUUUUCAUGUCUUUAAGAACCUCAAACAGUUUUUUUUACUCAAGAUAAAAAAAAGUUUCACUGAUGGUAUUUCUGAGGCAUCAAUGAUCUCAAUGUCCCUUGAGAUCUGCCUCAGAGGGACAUUAUAACAACUCUCAAACCAGGAUAUUAAAGACAGCUUUAUUUUUACGGGAAAACAGCCAUUUCUCUUUUAACUCACGCUAAAUAAGGGUAUAUUUCCCACAUCUCCUUUUCCAAAUGAUUCCAAAACUUUUCUAUGAUGAAAAUCUAUUUAAUUCCAUUGAAUUUCUGCUUUGAUAUUGGGGUUAUUUAGAGACAAAAUUCUCAUCCUGCUUAUGUGAACAUUUAAGUAUUUUAUUCAAAUUUAUCACUUCCAGGUGAAAGAAGCCUACGUGUUCUAUUCUAUUUAGGAAUUGUUAUUUAACUCUUCCUAUUCAUUCCAGACAUGACUGUUUCAAAAUAGAUUGCUCAUUGAUAUGCCAUCACUUGCUCUCAGUUCUUUCCCUGCUUUAUUACUCAUGUCAUAUAUUUGCUCAUUUUGUUCAGAGUACUGACAAACUUAAUUAGGUUA
This is a messenger RNA of Equus quagga, 3485 nucleotides long. It is a transcript of the gene SLCO1A2, whose product is annotated as solute carrier organic anion transporter family member 1A2. Lineage: Eukaryota; Metazoa; Chordata; Mammalia; Perissodactyla; Equidae. The transcript has 20 exons. Bases 826 to 2832 code for a protein of 668 amino acids. The record is from RefSeq and is a predicted model, not a curated record. Gene Ontology annotation, molecular function: protein binding; bile acid transmembrane transporter activity. Gene Ontology annotation, cellular component: membrane. Gene Ontology annotation, biological process: sodium-independent organic anion transport; bile acid and bile salt transport; transmembrane transport.